CGACCCCCGGUUGAAGAAGAUUCACUCACACACCGCACUCAUACACAACUAACUAUAUAUUGCAGUAAUCUUCUGGCUCUAUUGGCGCAGAAUACUUCGGUGCACCGCGAGGACUGGUCGCAAUUUUUCCAAAAAAUCCGGUAAAGUGACGCGGAAUCGGCAAGUAUCGUCGGGAGUGCAUCGCUUCGAACUGACAGGGUCCGACCGCUAAGGGCCUUGAGAUAGUGUGAAUUUUGUUCGUUGUACUUUAAAGGAGUUUGUUGAGGACGCGCCAUGAAGGCGUGGACUCUCCUCUUAGAGCCAGGACCGGCUUUAGUCUCUGUCUAUCUCAUUUUAGCUGUUUCGGUGCAAAUUAAUGCUGCACCUGCAUCACCUGAACAAAAUGAUGAGCAAAGCACAGAAAUUGAAUACUAUCCUGUUGCUGACGCAACAGGUUGCUACUACAAUUUUCAACACUACGACGAAGGAGAUCGAAUAAUAACGAACGAACCAUGUCUCAAUUGUACAUGUCACAAUCGAAUGCUAAUGUGCUACUUGAGAGUAUGUCCUUUUACCAAGGCUAUUGGGGCAAACUGUAAAGUUGAAAAUAGACCAGAUCAGUGCUGUCCUGUAAUAACUUGUCCUGAAGUCCCUGUUCAUCUAGUCACUUCUACAGUUCCUUCAACUGCUGUAGGCCAUUUAAAUGAGUAUGGGUGCACUAUCGACAGUUUAUUUUAUUCUGACGGCGCUCGAGUACCUUCCGAUCACGAAAACCCUUGCGAGCUUUGCUACUGCAUUAGAAACAAAACUGCCUGUGUUAUGCAAGAAUGUACCUUAAACGUAGAAGGAUGUAAGCCUGUAUAUCAAGAGGGUGUUUGCUGUCCAGUCAGAUAUAACUGCGAACAUCCUGACUACUUGGAGGGACCAACAACACCACAAAUUACCACGACCAGUACGACCACCACAACAGUUGCCCCAACUACCACUCUACAACCAUUUGAAUGUAUUUUCAACGGACAAGCCUAUUCGGAUGGAGAAUUGGUCAAAAAGGAUAUCCCUUGUGAAAAGUGCUAUUGUAUGCGUGGUGAUAUUGUGUGCGCUGUGCAAGAAUGUGGACCUACACCACUCGACAAAGUAAACUGUACAGCAUUACCGGUGCGCGAAGGUCAAUGUUGUCCUGAUACAUACGAUUGCGCUGGAGUUAUAGAAGAAGAAUUAACAACUUUGUCUUCGACAACUAGUGAGUUUGAGCCUACUACUCCAGUAAUUGUUACUGAAGAAGAACGGGUAACAGAGAAAUUGUUAACUAGCACACCAGAAGAACAAACGGCAGUUCCAGAAAUAUCAACACAAGUUUCACCAAUAGAAGAGGGACAGCAUGAGGUGGCAUCAGAAGAAGUCCCUAUACUAGAAACAGAAUCUCCCGAAAUUAUUACAGAAAUUACAAGUAAACCGAUUGAAACUUCUCAGCCAACUAAAGAAGCAGGUGAACAAACUACUCUACCACAAUUUGAAACUAGAAUAGAAGGAACAACAGAAAGUACUGAAGAAACAGAAAAGCCAAUCGUUGAACACGUAACAGCUGUUGGAGUAGAGCCAGCAAUAACAGAGGAAGAACGUGUUACAAUUGUCACUGCCAUUACACCUGAAGAAGAUCUAUCAAAACCAACUGAAAGUCCGGUAGAAUCAAUAACUAGUAGAAUAAGUGAAACUAUAGAGUCCAUUACCACUCGUGUGACAGACACUAUUGAAGCUAUUACAACUGCUAUUGCGGGUUCUAGUACUGAAAAACCUGAAAUAGAAAGUGUAACUGAUAUAGUUAAAGCUGAAGAAGAGCCUACUGAAGUUACUCAUGUGGAAGAAAUAACUAAGUUACCGUCAGUUACUAAAGAAUUUGCUUCGACUCAACAACCUGAAGAUGAAACUGAUAAAACUACUGUUAUAAUCCCUACAAUAGAAAAAGAGAUACCAGAAAGUAGCCCUAAAACAUCCAUUACAGAUAAAGAAUUUGAAACAACUGAAGGAUCAGCUGAAGGACCAGUGACUGAAGAAUAUGAACACCCAACAACUUCAUUAUCGACUGAAGCGGAGGUGAAACUAACCGAACCAUCUGUUCCAGAAGAAUCUAAACCAUUAGAAGAAUUAACCACAUCUAUAGAAUCUGUUACUACUGAAAAACAAAUCUUAGAUACUUCUGUUAUAACUGAAGUUCCAAGUAGUUCAUCAGAAGCGACAAGACCCUCAGAAAUUACAGAAACACCAAUUGAAGAAGAAAGUGCGCCAACUACAACAAGUCCAGAAGGUGUUACGGAAAAAUCAGCUGAAAAAGAUUUAUCAGAGACUACUAAACCAACUGAGGCAACUAUAUCCAUAGAAACUUCAACGCCUAAAGAAACAGCCGAGAACGCUACUUUAUCUUUGUGUGUUGAAGGCGAUUGUACAAGAGAGGGUGAAUUAUCAACAGAGAAAAUUUCACAAGAAAAUGCAGAGCAAGCUAAACUUCCGACGACCACUAAAACACCAGAACUUUCACAAUCGGAGUCUACUGUUAGUGAAACUGAAAAAGCUCAACAUACAACUGAACUUUACGAACCUACAACUGAGAAAGAGGAAGUUAUUAUUGUUACUGAAAUACCUACACGUAAGACUGAACUUCCAGAAUCAAUGGAUCAUGUGUCUGAAACUGCCCUUUCUACUGAGAAACCAAAACCCGAAACUGAAAAAACAGAGUUGCCAGAAUUACCAAGCCAAACCGAGAAAACGAAUACACCUACAGAGACAUCUGAAACAGAAACAAAAGCAAGUGUUACUGAAAUACCAGCUUUACCAGAAUAUACAACGCAGGUUUCAGAAGGUGAAGAACGAAUUAAAGUGGCUACGGAAGUUUCUACAGAAGAUAUUGAAAAAACACCUGAUUCUGGUUUGCAAAUUACAACUGAACUUCCUAAAGAAGAAGAAAAUGAGAUUGAUCUUGAUGAUGUUGGUGUCAGGCAUCAUACUCCAUCUGAAAGUAUUACCGAAGCUGAAAUACCAGAGACUACAAGAUUACCCAUCAAACAUAUUACCACUGAGAAGGUUUCCGAAGAACAAAUUACAGAAGAGACUAUUGUUCCAGAAGUUUGUACAUCUGAAACGGAAUGUGCUCCUGGUGGAGUGGCUCAAGUAUCCAACAUAUCAAAUAUUGGAACAACUCCCCAAACUGAAAUUCAAAGAACUGCUUUACCAGAAGGUACCACUGAGAGUAAUAAAAUUCCAGAAAUUGAAGGGUUUACAAAAGAAAGUAACGAGAUACCGGAAGUGGAAACUGAGGGUAUUCUACCAGUUACUAGUGAGCCUGUUACUUCUGGUAAAGAGGAAGUACCCGAAGAAGGAAGUGGCACAACAGAACAAGAGCAUGAAGUUAAAGGUACUGAAGGCGAACAAAUUACAACAGUCGGUUAUGACAGGUUUGCUACAGAACAAGGAGUGGUUACUGAAGAAGAGAAACCAUCAGAACAUGUUACAGAACAAUCAACAGAAUCAGAAACAAAAGCCGCUGCAUUUACAGAUAUGCCUCAACAGACUGAAAUUCCUGAAAGAGAAAUUCCUGGAGAGGGCAAUUGUUUGGUCGAUGGAAAAACAUAUAAAAACAAUAGCAGUGUGCCACCUAUUAACCACUGUCAAUCUUCUUGUAUAUGUGUAAGUUCAAUUUUAAGAUGUGAAUCUAUAGAAUGCUUACCAGCACCAGAAGGUAUGCAAAAUUGCUUACCUGUAUUUUCUAGCCCAGAAAGUUGUUGCCCAACAUACAGCUGCACGGGUCCUGAAGCAACUAGUCCAAUGGAAUCUGACAGUCAUAUAAAGACCACAACCCCAAUAAUAGAAGUUGCAUCUACGACAAGCGAAUAUCCAGAAGGUACAGAAGAACCGGAAUUCAGUACCACUAGCAAACAUAUAACAGAAGAGUCAGUUGUAACUGAAGGAGAAACUUUACCAAAAAUAACUUCUAAACCAGUUAGUGAAUCAACAGAAGAAAGUAAAGAGGCUACCGAAAGUCCAGCUACAGAAAGUCCCGAAUCUUCGACAAGCUACAUAUUGACUACCGAAACACAAGAACAUAUAACCGAAGUACCUAAAACUCGCACUCCAGGACCUGAAGAAACACUUACAGAGGAACGAGUGACAACAAUUCAAACUACUUUCGAACAAUCGUCAUCUUUCCCUCCAGAAGAGGCUGAGAAAACAAUUACAACAGAAUCAAUUGAGCAAUACGCUACAACUUCGGAAUUGGGAGAAAAACCUGUUCAUGAACCAGAGUUGCAUGAAGAUGGAAUCACUGAAAAAACGGUAGAGAGUGCUACAGUUGCUGAAUUACCAGGUGUGUCAGAAGUACCAGAAAUAACCACUAUUCCACCGCUUGACAUUACAGAGACACCUGAUUUAAGCUCAAAACUAAAAGGCGAAGAAACUCCACAAACUGCUGAAACUGAAAAACCAAGCGUAACAACUAAAUUAGCUGAAAAACCUGAAGAGUAUGAGACAACAACGCUAACAGAAGAACACACAGAACAUACUGCCACUGUCACAAGCGGCGAUAUACUCCCAAGCGAACCAGCAGUCGAAAAAGAUGUAGUUAUUUCGGAACCUGAAGAAGAACGUACAGAAACACCCAAAGAAGGUGAAGCGAUAAGUCCGUCUAGCAAUAUACCUGGUAAAGAACAGACUCAAGAAUUCGAGACAACUACCCAACAGGCGCCAUCAGAAUUAGAAAAAGAAAUUACUGAAGCCCCAUCUUAUCCAGAAGUACAUACUGAAAUUACAGAAAUACCAAAAGAAGGCAAGCCAGUUAAACCAGAAAGCGAACUAUCUGAAGAAGAAAAAGUACCUGAACAAGAAUCAUCUACAAUUUCUAUAGAGAACGUAGAAACAGAUAUAAUACCCCACUCUACACCAGAGGAGCAAGUGACAGAAAUAUCUAAAGAAGGAGAGCCUGUAACUAAAACAACGGAACUGUCUGAGAAAGAAGAAUCUAAAGACACAUUUACUACACCUGUACCAGAAACGGAGGCCACUAUGGAAACUGAAAAAAUAAUUGAGGAAGAAACAGUUCGCCCUAUCCAGGUAUCUCCUACGUCACAAACGUCAGUAUCAACAGAACAACCUAGCGAGGCUGUCACUAAAUCUAUAGAGGCAGUCACUACACCCGAAAUUAUUCAGGAAGCCAUUGAAAAAGAGUUAACUACUGUUGCAUCUGUAACAGAAAAGUCUGAAAGUGAACAAGCCCCAACCACGUUACCUGCGAUAACAGAAGAAACUGCGACAAUUGUAGCUCAAACUGAGCAAAUUACAUUGAAAUCUACUGAAAUACACAAAGAUGAAGAGAAACUAAAGACUACGCAACUUCCAGAAACAGAAACACAACCUGGAGUUAUAGCAGAAGAGUUAACAACAAAAUACUCUAUAUUCGAAGAACCUGUUACUAAAAUAGAAGUAGAACAAACAAGUGAAUCAGGUACAGAAGCUACCCGUGAAUCUGAAUUACACCCAGUUACUGAACCUAUCGAAAAAGAACUAACUACAGUUCGUUCAUUAAUUGAACAGGCUACUGUAGGAUCAGAAGUGAAACAAACUCUUGAACCUGAAACUACUUUAGUAUCAGAAACGGAAAUUACAGAAAAGGAAAAACUGACUCCAUUUACAGAAAUACCUAAAGUAACUGAAUCAUCUACUGAAGUAGAACAACCAUUACAAACAACACCAGUGUCAGCAAAACUACCUGUAGAUCAUAUAACUGAAUUGCCGGAAACUGGAAGUGAAAUACCAAUUGAAUCAGACUCUCAUAUCACUGAAAAGCUACCAAUCGAGCCGACAGAAACUCCCAACAUUACUAGUGUGACAGAAAAAGAAGCUGUUGAACAAACUGAAGUACCAGUAGAAUUAACAAAAGCAACGAUAGGGGUUUCGGGGACACAAUUACCAUCAGAGCGACCAGUUGAAGAAGAGAUAGCAACAACCCUUGCUUCAAUCGAACUAACCACUAAACAGAUUGACAUAGGCAUAGAACACACAAGUAAACCCGAAAAUGUUCCAACAAUACCACCCGAAGGAGUAACAGAAAGUGCAGUUAAUGAAACAACAUCCGAAUCUGCCACUGAAAAAGCAACAGAAAUAGUACCCGAAGUAAUAACAAUUUCAAAACCAAAAGAAUCCACUAUUGAACCUGAACCAACCUUAACUGAAUCUAGUACAUUAGGUGUUGAGAAAGCUGAAACCAUCACGGAGGUGACCGAGGUUCCUAUAACAGAAAGCGAAAUUAAAGCUUUUACAACUGAAAGAAUUUCUGAGGGUAUUACCGAACAACCAAUUUCGCAGGAAAAUCUAACCGAAGCUGAAUUACAACCAGAACAAGCAACACAACAUCCAGCUCUAUCAGAAUCAGUACCAAAAGCUGGUCAAAUAACUACUGUACUACCAUCGAUAACAGAAGAAACUGAAAUAAGUUCAGAAAUUCCAGAGCUAGAAACAGAGAAAAUUCCAUUAGAGGGUGAAACAGGAAGACCAGCUGUUGGGCCUGAAGGGGAAACAACUGUACCUGCGGAAACAAUAACACAAGCAACUGAUGUGGAAACACAAACUAUUGCAGAACGAAUAGGAGACCAUUCUUCUGAACAACCUGAAACGAUAGAACCAGAAGUAACUUCUCCUGCUACUGUUAGUUCUGAAGAAACUGCAUUGCCUGCAUUUACUUCGCCCGAACUUUCGACGCCUACACCAGAGACAAAAUCUAAUGUAUCACAAUCCGCUGAAGAUCUGUUUACUUCAGGUCCUGUAGAAGUUACAACAAGACGCCACAUACCUGGGGAAUUGUCUACAUCUGCACCUAUUGUUACAGAACCAACAACAGAAUCCGUUAUAGCUACUGAAUCAUCGCGUCCUACAAUACCCGGCGAACAAGUUCCCGAGGCAGGAGACUAUGAUAUUGGCGAAGAAGAGGAAGAAGAAGACCAAAGCGCGUUUGGUCCAGGAACGUGCAGAUAUGGUGGCAAAGUUUACGUUUCGGCGCAGCAAAUACCACGUGAUGAUCCAUGUGACUUCUGCUUCUGCUUUAGAAGCGAUAUCAUUUGUUUACAACAAAGUUGUCCUCCUCCAAUUCCCAGAUGUCACGAAGAACCAAUCAGAGGUUUUUGUUGUCCGAGAUACGAAUGUCCGGUGGCGCCAGUAACGGCUGUCAAUUUUACUACUUCCACAACAACUACCACUACAACUUUACCUCCCCACUUCCUUUCACACGCAUACAAAGGAAGAGCUACAAAAACAGGGUGCCAAAUACAAGGAAAGGCUUACAAAGUAGGAGAAGUUAUACGAGCGACGUCUGGUCCAUGUCUACACUGCAUAUGCGGUGGUGAUGGCCAAAUGAAAUGUGAUCCUAAACCCUGUAGUCCAGAACCAAUGUUACGACAAAUGAUAGCAGCCGCAGCUUCAAGAAGGAGGAGAUGAGAAGCUAAUACCACCGUGUAAAUUAGUGACAUAAACUGCACGCAAGUGCAAAGUGAUAUAAAGACGUUUAUUAUUAAAUGAAUAUAGUCUUGAACAAUUUAAAUGCAUUCUCGGGUGCCAAAAAAAGGACAAUUAAUAUAUUGUGCCUUGAUGUACGGACAAUUCCUGCACAAGAGAUGAUCGUCUAGUCAUUUAUAUGUAGAAAGGACGCUUAAAGGAGUAGGCAGCCAUCUUUUGUGGGGUCAUUGGACACGUUAAUUAUGUAAAAAAUAGGGAAAACGGGAACUUAUCUGUUAAAGAAAUUUACCCUUUUAGUAUAAACGAACAAAAUUACCAAUUAUCGGCUCAUUCUAGGUCAGUUACAUGCUAUACAGACAUCCCAUUCAGUAUACAUACUUAAAGAAUACUUACGAAUAAUUUAAAAAUGGGAGCCACUGUGUAUAAAUUGUAUAAAUUCGUUAGGACUUAGUAAUUAUAGGCAGUAACAGUCAUAGAUCACGAGGAGGGGGUAAGUUUCUUACAGAAAUGCUCUGCAAGCCUCGUGACCUCAAAACCCAGUACGACAUUGAGAGUGAUGUAAUUAGUAUACUUGACAGAGAAUUUACUCCUUAACGAAAUAUUAUGACUGAAAAAAAAUAAAUUUUUACACUUUUUUAAAUGUAUAUUUAGAAUUUUUGGAGUGUCGUUGUAUUUUUAAGCCAAUCAAAUGUAAUUCUCGGGCUAGUAGAUUUUUACAAUAUACAUAUAUAAAUCGUGUUGCGUAUCCCGACUCAUGUCUGAGUUGUUUGACCGGUAGAAAGACCCUCAAUAAUUAAAGUCACUUAUAAAAUGUAGCUUUAAAUAAUUUAAUAAUGAAUUGUCAAAAUAUUUAUUUCUGCUGCUUGAACGGUCAGACUGUCCUUUGUAUAUUAUCGGAUGCUCAAUAUCUUAGGUAUAAAUAGAAUAUGUAGUAUUUAUCGAUAAUAAUAAAUUGAUUAUGUAAAUUAAA
Messenger RNA from Sitophilus oryzae (rice weevil), 8440 nucleotides. RefSeq names its product mucin-16. The transcript has 8 exons. The record is from RefSeq and is a predicted model, not a curated record. NCBI's taxonomy places the organism in Eukaryota, Metazoa, Arthropoda, Insecta, Coleoptera, Curculionidae. Bases 274 to 7452 code for a protein of 2392 amino acids. Gene Ontology annotation, molecular function: protein binding.